Molecule: messenger RNA, 2190 nt
Organism: Polistes dominula (European paper wasp)
Lineage: Eukaryota; Metazoa; Arthropoda; Insecta; Hymenoptera; Vespidae
Molecular function (GO): nucleic acid binding; zinc ion binding
Source: RefSeq, a predicted model, not a curated record
CGUAAAAUUAUCGUACACACCGGAAAAUUAUCGUACGCCCCGGGAAAAAUUUGAAUUCCAAUAAUUUCUCGGAUGAGAUUUUCAAAAUCUGGAAAAAGAGUGCGAGUUCCAACUUUUUCAAAGUUGUUGACCUUUUUUUUUUUAGUCUUCAACUUCAAAACCCUAUCGUAAAAACGGUAAAAACGGCGUACCGCAGAGAGAAAGACUUAUUCGUACAGAGAUGAGAUCGUACACAAAUCGUACACAGAUCGUACACGGAUCGUGAUGGUGGUGGUUCUCGAAAUUUCGAUUCACUAUCCGAAAGUGAAAUUUUCCUUGUGCAAAAAUUCCCUUUGCUAAAUUUGAUGACUAAAAAAAAAAGGUCAUCAAGUUUUCGAUCGUACAGGUUGAAUUUUGGAUCGUACAAGGGCUCAAAUAAAACUCUACAUUUCAUGAGAAGUAAGGAAAUUUCCGGAAAAGUCAUCACUUCCGGUUCUGAUGAAAAGGGAAUCCCCUUCAGUGAAAACCCGUUUGUAUCAAAUGAACGCAACGAUGUUUUUCUGUACUAUUAUUAGUAUUGGUACUUGGUGCAUUAUUAGCAAUCGCUCAUUGGCUGAUACUUUAGUUCAGUUUCGCCAACGUUAGUUUUGUGAUGAAUAAGAAAUCUUAACAAGUGAUAAAAUUAAAUAACAAUCUUAACUUUUCUGAUAAAGAUAAUACGUGAUAGUUUAGUAACGUAAUUAGUAUCAUUUCUCAAUAAAAGUACUUUCAAAAAAUAUAUUUUAAACAAAAUAAAACAAAUUGUAUAUUACAAUACAAUAUGGGUUCGUCACAAAGUACUGAGCACAAUAUUCCAAAAAGUGCAUAUGAAAAAGCACAGAAAACUUCUACAAAAAGCAAUUUGAAUCAUACUGAACACAAAAUAUACCCUGACUUACAUAAACCAACUACUACAAGUAAUAUUGUAGAACCUAUCAAAACAAAUGUUUACUAUUCAAAAAAUGCAUCUAAUGUUACACACUAUCCAGAAGAAUUGGCAAACCACAUGCAAAAUAAAGAGUUUCAUAAUAAUUUUGUACAUUAUCACGGAAACUCUAGUGAAUUUGUUUCACCUCCUAAAGAAAAAUUAAUAAAACAAUUAAAUUUGAAUCAAGAGAAAGUAAAUAAUGAUUUGUAUAAAAAUAGUAAAGAAAUGCCUAGCGCACCACCUAGAAGUGAAAUUUUUUCGCAAUCUAUACAUAAACCUAAACCUCCAGCAGAAAUAAAAAACUUACAAGAGUUUAUAAAUAGCUGGAAUAUGUGGAAAGAAGAUAUGAGAUUAUAUUUAAUGCGUCAAGAUUAUAAUAAGAAAGAUUAUGAUAAAUGGGGUUUAUAUGUUUUAAAUUUCAUGGGUUCUAUUAGUCUUGAAAUAUUUGAAAACUUUAUAUUCAAUAAGGAUGAAGAUAAAAAUAAUUUUACAGUAUUAAUUGAUAAAUUUGAUGCAUAUCAUAAGUUUAUUACGACCGUUAAAUUUGAAAAUGAGAGUGUAAUAAAUUAUAUAAAAAGACUUAAGGACAAUUAUACAAAAAAUAUCAAAGAUAUCGACAAUAUGGUAAAGAACAAAAUACAAGAAGAAAUUGAAAAGUUUUAUAAAGAACGAUUCAUUGCAAUAGCUAGUUCUAAGAUACCAGAUUUCAAUUUUAAAAAAACAUUGAAAUCGUUAACGAUAACAGAAAUUGCUUUUCUAUGGGACUUAUGUAAUAAUUCCAUUUGGGAAGAAAAUAAGAUUUGUAAAUACUGUGGCAGGUUACAUCCGAAGGACAAGUGUUUUGCAUUUGGAAAAGAAUGUAACAAAUGUAAAAGAAGAAAUCACUUCAGUAAGUAUUGUCCCGGUGUAAUGUACAUUAAUAACUGCAGCUUCUGCGGAGGAGACCACGGAGCAAAGAGGUGUUUAGCAUAUGACGAAACAUGUUCUAAAUGUAACAAACUACAUCACUUUUCAUGGAUGUGUUCAAAAAUAAGAAUGUUACGGAAUUGUAAAUUUUGUGGUCUGGCUCACGUGAUGGAUAGAAGCAAAUGUCCAGCACUGAUAAGUUUAUGUAGUAUUUGUAAACAAACUGGACAUUAUGAUAUAAAAUGUCCUAAAUCGAAUGUUUAGGAGGUACAAUUAUGAAAUAAAAAUAAUGUCAAUUCUAGGAAAGAAUGUAUAAUUUAAAAAAAAAGAGAUUGUAC